AUGAAGGUCCUCUGUCUUCACGGGAAAGGCACAAGUGGAAGCAUUUUCCGCUCCCAGAUCUCCUCGUUCCGCACCAGAUUGCCCGAAGAAUCCAUUGAAUUCGACUUUAUCGACGGUCCAUUUGAGUGCCCUCCAGCACCAGGCAUUGACCUAUUUUACAGCCCACCUUACUACUCCUUCUGGGAGCGUGAUGAUGUCGACUCCGUUCGCGCUGCCUAUACCUGGCUGACCGAAUACAUCGCCAAGAACGGCCCUUACGAUCUGGCGUUGAUGUUCUCCCAAGGAUGUGUCCUGGGCUCUACUGCUCUCCUCCUUCACCAAGAAGAGACGCCCCACCUCCCACCGCCCUUCAAAGCGGCGGUUUUCAUAUGUGGGGGCGCGUCCUUGAUCAUGCUGGAGGAGCUGGGCUUCCAUAUAUCCGCUGAGGCGCGAGAGCGCGAUGCUGCUUCUCGAACUGCUCUGGCCUCGCAGGCUGGCUCUUCGGCUGUCUUGGCUCAGGGCUCGAAGCGCUGGACUGGUCUUGAUUCUUUGGAUAGUGGAUUGUCCGAGGAGGAACUGCGCGAUGAGAUUACGAGUCCCUUGCGUAUUAGUAUCCCCACUGCGCAUAUAUACGGUGCUAAAGAUCCUCGGUUUGUCGCUGGUGUGCAUCUUUCUGGUAUCUGUGAUUCGGAGAAGCGCCGCACUUACGAUCAUGGUGGUGGGCAUGAGAUUCCGCGGACUGGAGUUGUCAGUGAUAAGAUCGCGGAGAUUUUCCAAUGGGCGGCUGCGCAAGGAGGUGCUUGA
This is a messenger RNA of Penicillium nucicola, 783 nucleotides long. RefSeq names its product putative EF-hand calcium-binding domain protein. The record is from RefSeq and is a predicted model, not a curated record. The transcript has 2 exons. The coding region runs from base 1 to 783 and encodes 260 amino acids. NCBI's taxonomy places the organism in Eukaryota, Fungi, Ascomycota, Eurotiomycetes, Eurotiales, Aspergillaceae. Gene Ontology annotation, cellular component: nucleus; cytoplasm.